Molecule: messenger RNA, 1089 nt
Organism: Effrenium voratum
Lineage: Eukaryota; Dinophyceae; Suessiales; Symbiodiniaceae
Source: the annotation of a GenBank genome assembly
AUGGCUCUUGGCUCACAAAACAACUCCGCUGCCUGGAUCCGCUCGCCGGUUCUCGGAGUCCUUGGGGUGUGGGGCACCCGCUCCGCGGAAGCCGCAGUUGGCGAGGAGCUGGACGGGCACUCGGUGGAGGCGGAGUCCAACUUCGAGAUCUUGAGGGCCCAGCGGGCUCAGGCGCGGAAGGGGGUCAAGACCUUCAAGGACAUCCGGGAGAAUGAGGGUGUCGAUGAGGAUGACCCCCUGAACAGCAUCGACGACGGAAUCCGGCUUGAGCCCUUCAACAUGCGUCGCGAGAUGCGCGAGGGGCACUUCGACGAGAGUGGCUUCUACGUGCUGAACAAGGAGGGGGAGAUGCAACUUGGACGCCGGACCCCCACCCCUAUUUGCGCCGAGGGGUACCAAGUCUCAAAAAACGGCGCAUGGCAGGACGAGGAGAAGAAGGUCACGGACGCUUGGCUGGACACCGUGGACCAGGCCGAGCGCACCGCCACCUUCCGCGCCGCCGAGAAGCAGAACAAGGCCCUGAGCACUGCGGCCAACCGCAUCUCGGCCAUGGCGAAGAAUCUGGGGCCGGACUCUGAGGGCGAGGAGGACUUGCCGGAGGAGGACAAAGAAGAGGGCGAAGAGGACAAGAAGGAGGACAAGGAGACGGAGAUGAAGCCGGAAGAGGCGGAGGCAGAGGACAAGGACGAGGAUGAAGCGAAGGUCAUUGACAUCUUGGAGGAGUUGGUGGCCUUCCUGCAUCCUCUGGAGACUCCCGCCAUGGCCUUGUCUCGGGUCCGCCGGGGGGUGGAAAAGAAGGACUGGGUGGCCUUGAAGACGCGCGCCCGGAUGCGCCAGAGCAAAGCUGGCCCCGCCGCAACGACGACGGUGGAGCGGGAGGCAAAGGCGAAGAAGAGGGCCAGGUUCAACGAGUGGGGCUACGAGGAGCCGCAGGAGCCGAGUGCGUUUUGUGUUUUUUCUUGUUGCUCGUACUUGGGGGAGGGGAGGGGAGCAGGUGUUACUAGGGCUCUUGUUUUUAGAGGGCGGGACUCUGUGAGCGUGCGAUUUUCGCAUUUUGAAUGGAAUGUCGAGUUGACUUUGCUUGAAUAA